Molecule: messenger RNA, 174 nt
Organism: Effrenium voratum
Lineage: Eukaryota; Dinophyceae; Suessiales; Symbiodiniaceae
Source: the annotation of a GenBank genome assembly
CUCUUCUGCCACAAGAGUGCCCUGCUGGACGGCGAGAACAGCGUUUUAGACGGAGACGAGGUGAAGUUUGUCAUGGAGUACGACGAGCGCAAGGGCAAGGAUCGCGCCAUCGAGGUGGAGCGCUACAUCCGCAGCAGCCGCUCCCCGCCCCCGAACCGGCCCCCCCCGCCGAGC